This is a messenger RNA of Pyrus x bretschneideri (Chinese white pear), 2698 nucleotides long. Its product is annotated as protein TPX2. Lineage: Eukaryota; Viridiplantae; Streptophyta; Magnoliopsida; Rosales; Rosaceae. Gene Ontology annotation, molecular function: microtubule binding; protein kinase activator activity. Gene Ontology annotation, biological process: regulation of mitotic spindle organization; activation of protein kinase activity; mitotic spindle assembly. Gene Ontology annotation, cellular component: nuclear microtubule; mitotic spindle. The record is from RefSeq and is a predicted model, not a curated record. The transcript has 18 exons. The coding region runs from base 143 to 2485 and encodes 780 amino acids.
CCCCCAGACUCGCACCCACUCAGACGCUCUCUCUUUCAUUUAUUCAUUAUUCUCUAUUCAUUUCUUCAUUAAUCUUCCAGAUCUUUCGAAUUCCUCCUCUGGAAUCCCCAACCCCAAACAACAAGUUUUCGAAAACGAGGAAAUGGCCGACCAAGAACCCAACGCGCCGGCUCCGACGGCCACGGGAAUGAUCGUCGACGAUACGUACGAGUUCUCGGCUCCGCGCUUCUUUGACUUCAUAAAGGACGAGAGCGAAGAUGACAGGCGCAAGGCCGAGCUCUGGUUUGACUGCGCUCUCGCUUAUGCUCCUUCACCUUUUAUGCCUAAGAUCAAGGCUGGUAGAUCCUUUACGAUCGAGAGCAUGUGUGACUUUGGUGAAGCAGAGCAAAUGCAGAAUGUGAACUUGGAAUCAUCAUCUGACUUAAAAGCUGAUGAUAAGUCUAUCGAAACUAAGCCUGAUUUAGUGGCUGAUAAGUCUAUUGAAACUAAGCCUGAAUCAAAGAUCGUGCCUGCUGAAGUGGUCGAAACAAUCCCCAGGGAAGCGAAAGAAGAAAGCAACGUCUCAGCUGAUAAGAGUAUUAGCCAAGUUGAAAAAAAGGAAGACAAAUGUACCGGCGGAAAUGGAAGUGUUUUGGGUACAGUAUCUUCAAAUAAGAAAACUGCUCUGACCAGUGGUAAGGAGAAUAGUAAACCUAUCAUUCAAGUUGAAAUUGAAGCUUGCACUCCAAAACCACCCAUGAGUUAUUCCAAGAAGCACCAGACUGCUAAAAAGAUAGCAAGCAUGGUCAGAAACCCAUCAGCACUGAAGCAAAAAAGUCACUUACAAUCAUCCCAAACCAAAAACAUUAAACCAAAUAGUGUGAAAAGAGAAACACAUGUGAAGAAUGCAUCUGGAACUCCACUUUUAGUUCAGGAAAAUCAGGCGAUAAAGCGGCAGAAAUUGGACGAAGGAAGAUCUAGACAGAUUCUUAAUCCCAAACCCCACACGUUGCCCCACAAGUCAAAAUUGGGUCAUACAAGUUCUUCAGCUGCUGUGAAAAAAGAGGACCGAAAAGUUUAUGUUAGGGAACCUGCAUCACCAUUUGUUUCAAUGGCCGAAAUGAUGAAAAGGUUCCAAUCAAGUACCAGAGACUUGUCAUUGCCGCUUAUGAAACCCAAACUCACCUUGACUAGGCCUAAGGAGCCUGAAUUUGAAACAUCCCAGCGUGUUCGCUCAGUGAGAGUAAAGAGUACUGCUGAGCUUGAAGAAGAGAUGAUGGCUAAAAUUCCGAAGUUUAAGGCUCGACCAUUAAACAAAAAGAUUCUAGAAUCCCCAUCAUUGCCUGCAAUGCCAAGAAGUACGCCCCAGCCACCGGAAUUUCACGAAUUCCAUUUGGAGACAAUGGUAAGGGCCAAUCAGAAUGCAGAAACAUCCUCGAUAGCUUCAACCGAAAUGUCCCGUCAGAAUAAUCCAUGGAAGCCUCAUAAUCUUACUGAACCUAAAACCCCUAUGCUACACACAUCAUUGAGGGCUCGUCCACCCAGGGUGAAAAGUUCGUUGGAAAUUGAACAGGAAGAACUCGAAAGAAUCCCAAAAUUCAAGGCCAAGCCUUUGAAUAAGAAGAUAUUUGAAAGUAAAGGAGAUAUGGGGGUGUUCUGUAAUGCAAAGAAACAUGUGACCAAACCUCAAGAAUUCCAUUUUGCAACAAAUGAAAGGAUACCACCGCAAUCUUCGUCUGUUGUUGAUCUACUUGAUAAACUGUCGCUAAAUUCAGAACUUCACCAUGAUCCACUUCCGAGAAACACAAUGCCAAACCCAUUCCAUCUCCACACAGAGGAAAGAGGGGCCGAGAAAGAAAGGAAAUUCAUUACUGAAGUUUGGCAUAAGCAAUUGGAAGAAGAAAGAGCAAGGGUUCCAAAAGCUAAUCCAUAUCCUUAUACUACAGAUUACCCUGUGAUCCCACCCAAGCCAGAGCCCAAGCAAUGCACAAAACCAGAACCUUUCCAACUAGAGAGUUUAGUGAGGCAUGAGGAGGAAUUGCAAAGGGAAAUGGAAGAAAAACAGCGGAAGGAGAAAGAAGAAGCCCAGAUAAGAGUGUUCAAGGCACAACCAAUCUUGAAAGAGGACCCAAUUCCUGUUCCCAAAAAAGAGCGCAAGCCUCUCACCCAAGUUCAGGAGUUCAAUCUCCAAGUUGAUCAUCGAGCUGUUGAUAGAGCCGAAUUUGAUCAAAAGGUUAGGGAGAAAGAGAUGAUGUACAAGAGAUACAGAGAAGAGAGUGAGGCAGCGAGAAUGGUCGAGGAAGAAAAGGCACUGAAACAACUCAGAAGGACAUUGGUACCCCAUGCAAGGCCGGUGCCCAACUUUGAGCAUCCAUUCUGUCCCCAAAAGUGCCCCAAGGAAGCAACAAAACCGAAAUCACCACAUCUACGUGUGCUCCAGCGAAAAGAAAGACGAAAAAUGAUGAUCAACUCUGCAGUUUCCAGCGCUGCGGCACAGAUGCGAUGAAUGAAACCUUUCCCUACAUUACCGUGUGUGGCUGUUGUUCAAGAACUCUUGAACCCUGUACAAGGGCCGUUCGAGUUUAUAUGAUCCAAUUUUUACUAGCAGCAUUAGUGUACCAUUCUGUUAAAGGCGACCGAACGCAAUUCUUUUGCUGUAAAGUUUCAGUUACCAUGUAAAACCAAUUCUUAUAUCAAUGUCUAUUGCGUAAUUCUUUCA